Westerdykella ornata is the source of this 1643-nucleotide messenger RNA. RefSeq lists its product as uncharacterized. The coding region runs from base 92 to 1546 and encodes 484 amino acids. The transcript has 3 exons. NCBI's taxonomy places the organism in Eukaryota, Fungi, Ascomycota, Dothideomycetes, Pleosporales, Sporormiaceae. The record is from RefSeq and is a predicted model, not a curated record.
GGGCCACAUAAGAUUCUCAAAGGGCCUCGCAGAGGUCGACAAAGCACCAUUAAAUCACACGAUCAUCUAGAGAAAUCCCCGUCAUUUCGAUAUGAUUUCCAAAGUCGAAGAGGAGACGCUUCAUUUAUCCGUCUUGGACCAGAAUGCCGCCCGAUGUUACAUACAAACUCUACAAAUCUUUCCGUUCCCAGAUGACAGUCAGAUUCAGAAUGCAGUUGACACGCUUGCCAAAGCUCUUCGCAACACACUCACGGCUCUGCCAUUUCUCGCCGGCACCAUCGGGCCUGCGGAUGCAGAAACAGGGAAGCUUUCGUUGAAAUAUCCCACUAGCGAUUACGACGUGCUGGAAGCCGGGCUCUUUGCCUCCAAGAUAUUGGACCAUCCCUACACAUAUACACAACUCAAAAGGAUGGGCAUGCCUCCUUCUGCGUUCACAGGAAAGGUAUUUUGCCCAGACGUUCUCCGUGAUCGACCAGGCAUUCCUCCAUACGCUGAAGGUUUGACAUCAAAUCAGGAGGCACUGCCCGUACUAGCUGUCCAAGCCUGCUUCCUGACUGGUGGACUGGUGUUGAGUAUCUAUCUGCACCACAGCGUUGUGGACUGCUCAGGCGUCUGCGCCUUCUGGAGGCAGUUUGCAAGCAACGUACAUGCCAUUGCCCGCAACACGCAACUGGACGGCAAGUCCUGCGUGACAAUCAGAGACCAAUCACGUCUACGAAUGGAACUCGAUGAUCGAAUACCAGUGCUUGGGAACCCAACGGCAGAUGCUUACGUUCGGGAGAAGUUCCUUUACAAGCAUACUCUUCCCCCCGGGACGGCGUGCUCUGCUAAGCUUUUUGUUGUCCCUGCAGCGAGGAUUCGUGCGUUCCGCGACAAGCUGAAGGAAUGCAUACCGAACGGCCUCCAACUUACGAUAUGCAAUGUACUGACAGCAUUGGUGUGGAUACACGUCACGAGGGCACGCGCGAAGCGGGUCCUGGAUGCUGGCUACUCGAAAUCCUCUCUCGGAAUUGCCGUGGACUCCCGGCGAAGAAUGAAACCCCCCGUGACGGAAGAUCAUAUGGGCCCUAUGGCGCUUUUCGCCAAAGCCACACUCCCCAUCGUGGAUUUUCUCUCUGAGGAACCGGUUACGGAGGAACUAAUAUUGUCGACGGCCAUACACAUCAAGCAGACCAUCCAGAACGUCGACAAUGAUUGGGUGCAGAGGCACCUCGCAUUUUUCCAAUCCAAAACACCCAUCAGCGAUACGGAACCCGCUCUCCGGUUUCGGUUCGGUCCAGAUAUCUACGUUACGUCGUGGAUGAACUUUGGUGCAGACAUUGCUUGGGGUAUACCUGGUACUGCAUCUGAUGCGCCGGAAUUCAUCAGACGAACGGCCGACUUCAAUUCCGACGGCGGCAUCAUCAUUUUACCCCGCCGAAGAGCCAUAAUCGACGGUCACGAAGCACCGUAUGAAAUCCUCGUGCGACUUGCCCGUGAGGAUAUGAACAGGCUGGAAGCAGAAGAAGGCGGUCUGCGAUCCUGGACUGAGCGUGUGAUUGAGUAGAUUCACACUUCUUCUGCUUCAUUGCAUCGUUUCUUUUCGAGUGAUCCCUCGCCAUGGUUAGGUUUCUGGAGCACUGGAUCGUGGGGUUGGAAGGUGA